AUGUUGGUCGAGGAAGUGCCGAAGACGUCGAGCUCGAAUAGCUCGACUAUCUAUUUCACUUCUUCGAUAAAUCUCUCAGCCAGAUCAGUUCACCGUGGAGGAGCAACUGGAGAUGAAGAUUCUGUUGGUUCUAAUAAAAAAGGAAGAGCUAAAGUCAACUAUAAUGUCAAUCUAUUGAUGAAUGCGCAGACACAAAUAAACGAUGAGCUGAAUACGGGUCCUUUGAAAUCUGCUCAGCAGGUUCAAUUAGAGAGGUUAGUAUCCAGAAGACUAGUAGAACUAAACAAGGAAUCUGCUACAGCCUCUUUCGAGAUCCCCAAAAACUUUGCUUACAAUAGCAUACAUUCUAAUUCCAACAAGAGCCGUUUGGGCCAGACGCCUACUACAAAGAGAAUUCUUGCUGCUCGUCGUAACUUGAAUCUGUACUUUGAAGAAGAGCGUAACUUGAUGUCUAUCAACACAAUUCUUGGAGUAAAUUUCCAGUUCAUCGACUUUGCCGAGGUCGAAGCAGCUCCUAAAAUCAAGCGAGCUAAAGUGGACAAGAUAUAUAGACCCAGAUUACGCUUGUGCUGUAUUUGUGGAUCCCAGUCUCACUAUUCGAGAUGCUCUAAUUGUGGUUUGUACUAUUGUAGUGUUCAAUGUAAUAAUAUCCACAUGGAGCUGAGGUGUACAUAG
Scheffersomyces stipitis CBS 6054 is the source of this 675-nucleotide messenger RNA. RefSeq lists its product as uncharacterized. Gene Ontology annotation, biological process: chromatin remodeling. The record is from RefSeq and is a predicted model, not a curated record. The coding region runs from base 1 to 675 and encodes 224 amino acids. Gene Ontology annotation, cellular component: Swr1 complex. Gene Ontology annotation, molecular function: nucleosome binding. NCBI's taxonomy places the organism in Eukaryota, Fungi, Ascomycota, Pichiomycetes, Serinales, Debaryomycetaceae. The transcript has a single exon.